Molecule: messenger RNA, 2309 nt
Organism: Exaiptasia diaphana
Lineage: Eukaryota; Metazoa; Cnidaria; Anthozoa; Actiniaria; Aiptasiidae
Product: vascular endothelial growth factor receptor 3
Exons: 10
Coding region: 300-2309 (669 amino acids)
Biological process (GO): protein phosphorylation; multicellular organism development; positive regulation of kinase activity
Cellular component (GO): signaling receptor complex
Molecular function (GO): ATP binding; transmembrane receptor protein tyrosine kinase activity; protein binding
Source: RefSeq, a predicted model, not a curated record
AUCUUCGCGCGCUCAUGUAAUAUCCUCUCUAAUCAUAACACUAAUUACUGGUGUCUAGUAUUCAAAUGAGCAGUGAAGGGAAUAGCCUUGAAAAGCAGAUCUUUUCAGACGACUUAUACUUAGUUUGGUUGGUGAAAUGUUUUAUCAUCAUCUGCUGAUAUUUCUGUUUGUAAUUUGUUGGGAAGAACAAUCUUUAGUCAUCGGAGAUAAAACACUGGUGUCUCUAUUAUUGGAAUGGGCAGAGGGAAAAGACUUGAAUAGCAGACUAACAUAGAUCUUUCAGACGGUUUACAGUUAAAAUGUUUUAUCAUCGAUUUGCAUUUCUGCUUGUAACUGGUUUAUCAAGGCAAUCUUCAGUCGUCGGAGAUACAGCGGAAACUUUGCCCAUUACUAUACAAGAUGGCUGGUAUAAAGAGAAACUUGCAGGUGAUAUGUUAGGAUUUUUCUUUAGCUCAGGGAAGUACUUAGUAUGUGAUACUACAGAAAAGCAGGAACCAAAAUCCUGGUUAAGAACUGACUUCAUUGAAUUCAAUGGAGCUAAACGCGUAUUCAUUUACAUUAGUUACACCAUCAGAAAAUGUAAAUCUAUCUCUAGAUAUUGCAAAGAACAUUUUAAACUUUACGCGGCACAAACAAGCAAGUCUGCAUUAAGUCCUAAACCUCCUAAUGGAUUUGAGGAAAUUGCAAUUGCUCAGCCUCAAAACCUCAAAGAUGGAGUACCAUAUGAAAGGGACGUCAUUGUGUUGAAUGCAACAAUCAAAGCAAAGAUGGGUGGAUUUUAUCUGGCUUUCUUGGAUCAAGGUGUAUGUCUCACAUUGUACAGUAUCAAAGUAAUGUUUUACUUCUGUCCUGAAUAUUAUCCUGAUUUAGUCAAGUUUCCAAGAACAAUAUCUCCAGCUGAAGACAUUGUAGGAUCUCAGGGUCAAGUUCAUGGAUCUUGCUCUGAUUCAAAUGCUAAAAGUACAAGUAAAUUACUGGGUGUUUGCACAACCAAAGGAGUGUGGAAGACUAAUGCCAGUUGUCUGUGCAAACCAGGAUAUGAAUAUUUGACUCAUCCCAGACGACGAUGCAAAGUUUGUGGGUUUGACCAGUAUAAGAGUUCUCUCGACAACAGCAGGUGCAAGACAUGCCCUGUUGGUUCAUACCCAUUUGCCCAGAAGACAGAGUGUAGAUGUAAUUCAGGAUUUUUUAGAAUUAAUGAAAAGGACAAUGAGCCAUGUUAUGCUCCAUCAGGUCCCGUUACUCUCGAUGAGAAGAAAGGAUCCUAUUCCAAAACCACCAUUGUGCCGGCGAGCGGGAUUGGAGGAACGCUAGCUCCAUCAGGUCCCGUUACUCUCGAUGAGAAGAAAGGAUCCUAUUCCAAAACCACCAUUGUUGCGAGCGGGAUUGGAGGAACGCUAGGUUUGUUAUUUGUAAUUGCUCUGUUGGUGUGCUACCUGGUGAAUCGUCGACAGAAAAAGUUACUGAAGAUGCAAUACAAGGCGAUGAAAUAUCUCAGAGGUGAUGAAGAUUCCAAGUUUGACCCAAACCGCUCUAUUCUUGAGCAGUGUGAAGAAUUGCCUUACGAUGCUGACUGGGAGUUUCCUGUCAAAAGACUAAUUCUCCAGGGGGUCAUUGGUUCGGGGGCGUUUGGUCAAGUCAUGAAAGCCGAAGCCGUUGGGAUUUUGUCGUUCAGUGCUGGUGACAAGAAGUCGAUAGCAUUAAAAAGACGAUUGAAAUUGCGUAGGAGAUUAAUGUUCAAUCACAUUUUUCAAGAUUCUGCAGGAAAUGACUGCACUAGAACGACUGUCGCCGUCAAGAUGCUUAAAGCGGAGGCAAACGAGAGUGAUUACAAAGACCUCGCGAUAGAGCUGAAAAUAAUGAUACACCUCGGAGAACACAGUAACAUCAUCAACCUUCUUGGCGCAUGUACUCGAAGUGAGCAGCUCAUGGUCAUCAUGGAGUUUGCGCCUCAUGGAAACUUGUUGAACUUUCUGCGAAGUCGCCGUGAGAUCUACGAGGCCACGUGGCGUAAGACGGCUAAUAACCCCGAUGCUGAAUUCACAUUAGCAGAUUUAGUCAUGUUCUCGUAUCAGAUCGCUAGGGGAAUGGAUUUCUUGUCCUCAAAAAAGUGCGUCCAUCGUGACUUGGCCGCAAGAAACGUCCUUGUUGGAGAAGAUUACGUCAUGAAGAUCGCUGACUUUGGUCUAGCACGUGAUAUUUACAAAUCCGAUCUGUAUGUCAAAGAGACAACAGGGCUGUUGCCUCUAAAAUGGAUGGCUCCUGAGUCACUUUUUGAUCGAGUUUAUACUCUAAAAACGGACAUGUAA